Messenger RNA from Priceomyces carsonii, 342 nucleotides. RefSeq lists its product as uncharacterized. The record is from RefSeq and is a predicted model, not a curated record. The transcript has a single exon. The coding region runs from base 1 to 342 and encodes 113 amino acids. Lineage: Eukaryota; Fungi; Ascomycota; Pichiomycetes; Serinales; Debaryomycetaceae.
AUGAAGGCUGACAAAUAUAUAGAAGUAAUAGAAUCAAUUCACCCAAUCGAAUCGGAUUACGAAUCUGAGGACGACAUCCUAAGCAUUCCACAACGCAGAGAAUCAAUUGCAGAUGCCAAAAAAGAAAGCGCUAUGGCACUAGAUAGUGCUACAGAAGGAAACAGAGAUACACCAUUUUGGUUAGUACUCAUUGGGAAAAGCGAAUCUGAUGAAAAAAUGGAAUCCGAGCUGCAAACUCUGUAUUGGGAUAUUAUUUAUGUAGUCAUACUUGGCUUGAGCUUCGUAGUGUUGCUUGUGGCAUUACACACUCUUAUUCUGGACCUUCGUCCCAAAGAUGAGUAA